Messenger RNA from Siniperca chuatsi (mandarin fish), 2148 nucleotides. It is a transcript of the gene rrs1, whose product is annotated as ribosome biogenesis regulator 1 homolog. NCBI's taxonomy places the organism in Eukaryota, Metazoa, Chordata, Actinopteri, Centrarchiformes, Sinipercidae. The coding region runs from base 16 to 1083 and encodes 355 amino acids. The transcript has a single exon. Gene Ontology annotation, molecular function: protein binding. The record is from RefSeq and is a predicted model, not a curated record. Gene Ontology annotation, cellular component: nucleus; preribosome, large subunit precursor; nucleolus. Gene Ontology annotation, biological process: ribosomal large subunit biogenesis; ribosome biogenesis; endonucleolytic cleavage in ITS1 to separate SSU-rRNA from 5.8S rRNA and LSU-rRNA from tricistronic rRNA transcript (SSU-rRNA, 5.8S rRNA, LSU-rRNA).
UUUUUUCUUCCACACAUGUGGAGUGAACGUUUAACAGCACUGACAAAUAUGGCCGCGUGCAGUGUGGAAGAGCUGUUAGCUAAAGCUGAGCAAGAAGAGGCAGAAAAACUGAAAAGCAUCUCCGUCCAGAAAGAACUGGACCUGGAGUUUGACAUCGGCAACCUGCUAGCUUGUGACAAAAACCGCAUCGAGUCCCGGGAGUUUAGAGAGCAGAAGAAAGAAGACUUCCUGCGGUCGCUAGCGCGUGACAACACGCAGCUGCUCAUCAACGAGAUCUGGAAACAUCCCACGGAGAGAGUCGAAGAGGCGAUAGUGGUCAAAUUAGCAGACCCGGCGACCCCGCUGCCCAGAGAGAAACCACCUCCGAGGCCUAAACCUCCUACAAAAUGGGAAGAGUUCGCCAAGCUGAAGGGCAUACAGAAGAAGAAGAAGACCAACUUGGUUUGGGAUGAAACUGCGAAGGAGUGGAAGAGGCGCUGGGGCUACAAGAGGGCCAAAGACGACACCAAGGAGUGGCUGAUUGAGGUGCCGCAGACCGCAGACCCAAAUGAGGACCAGUUCGCCAAACGCGCCAAAGCCAAGAAGGAGAGAGUGGCCAAAAAUGAGUUCAAUAGGCUGAAGAACAUCGCCAGGGCACAGAAGAUCAAAGUGCCAGGUGUUGGACUGACCCCUACAGCCCAGCAGUCCAAAGACGAGCUGGCCAUAGCUGCCAGUGUGGCCAAAACCUCCACAGCAUCCGCGGGGAGGUUCCAGGACCGGCUGCCUAAAGAGAAACCACCGAAGAACACAGGCAAGAGGAGGAAGUUUGAGCCCCUCAUCGGUGACUUUUCUAAUGAGAAGCUGAAGCAGCUGGAGCUUCUGAAAAUGAUGGACAGCAAGAAGCCCAAGUUGGACAUCACCAAGGCUGUCAAUAAACAGAUGAGAGAGGAGGACAGAGAGGAGGCCGCAGCUAAAUACAAGAAGGGAGCGGGGAAGAAGGGACGCAAAGGCAACAUGUCAGGGAAAGGCAAAGGAAAGGCUGGCAAAGGAAAAGGAGGAAAAGCUGGAGGAGGGAAGAGGAGAGGCAAACCUGGGAAGCAUUGAGGACUCUAAACCUCCUGUAUCCUUGUGCCUUGGCAUCAAAACAUUGGACUGGACUUUAAUGAUGCUAUAUGAAAUGACUGUGAAUGAUGGGUGUCAUAUUGAAACUGUCCAGGAUUUUGGUGGCUUUUAACUGUCACCAAAUCUGUAAAUAUCUGUCCCAGCAUUCAUGGAGGCUAACUGAUUAAUAUGUGUAGUAUUAAUGGCAAAUAUAUAAACUGCAGUCCAAAUUAAAAAUCAGGUGACUGUUUCCUUUUCCUGUUUUUUAAUUAAAUGCCACAUUUAUAAAGUCACAGCUAUGAAACAUCUUAAUUAAUUAAUAGAUCUUAAUUUGACUUAAUAACAAGAAACACAGGUGUAACUAAUAGCUUUACAAGAACAAACAUUGAAUGUAUUCACUGAGUUUUAAUCAUUGUUUCCUAAAAACAUUACACACGUGGUAAGUAGAAAAAGAAGUGCAGCGUACAAAGUAUGUAUUUGAAAUGCUGUAGAGAAAGAUUUCCUUCUAAAUAUGUUUUUAUUCAAGACAAAAUGUGACAUUUUGCUCACUUGUACUGUAAUCAUUAGAAAUAAAGGUAAGCCAGUGCUGUGACGAAUAAAAUAGUAAACUAGUGUUACAGAACUUCAAUGCAGAACAACAUUUUGACAGUAAACAAAAGAAAUGCAUUGGCGUUGUGGUGAGCAGUUAGGUAAAAUGGUCUAAAUACAGAGAAAUGUUUGAAAACGUUGAACUGAUUUUCACUAGUCAUAGUAGGAAAAGCACAGGUGUUAAUGACAUUAACAAUGGCUCUGUUUUUUUAUUCCACUGUCCCAGUAUGCACAAUACCAGGAGCAGCUAAAUCGGAUUCAGCCAUCAUUCAUUGUAUUAUUUACACCUGUGCUUUUCCUGCUGCUACGUGUCAAAACGUGUCGCAUAGUAGCAGCUCAGACUGGAACACCUAAAUGGAUUGCAGUGGUUAAUAAAUAUUAAUCCCACCUGUGCUUUUCCUGCUUUGGCAUGUAAAAAAAAAAAAAAAGAGACAUGUCUAAUUGAAUCAGGCAGCUUAAAUAAAGCUGUGCAGCAACUAA